Molecule: messenger RNA, 1038 nt
Organism: Hypoxylon fragiforme
Lineage: Eukaryota; Fungi; Ascomycota; Sordariomycetes; Xylariales; Hypoxylaceae
Exons: 3
Coding region: 348-680 (110 amino acids)
Biological process (GO): vacuolar proton-transporting V-type ATPase complex assembly
Cellular component (GO): endoplasmic reticulum membrane
Source: RefSeq, a predicted model, not a curated record
GAUAAAGUGUUAAGUUAAGUUAUUAAAAGUUAACUUGCCUACCUGCAUGUAGUUCCCUUUUGACCAUUAUUCAAUUUCCUUUUGCGCAAUCGAGAUAACGAUAACAUUCAAUGUAUGUAUCUUUUAGCAUAGUAUCCGUAUUCACUUCAGUCUUCUGCUAUUUACCUACAUAGCCAGCUACUAAAAUAACCAAUUGCAAAAUAGGAAAGUGUCUAUAUUACAUAACACUUCAUCAAUUAACAGAGUUUCAACUGCUUUACAAACACUUCAGCCCAAACAAACUCAUUCAUAAGGAAAACUAAACAAGAUAAAAGAGAAACACCUACACCUACACCUACACCUACACUAUGGCAACCCGCCGUAUCAUAUCUACUGAGAAAACCAUUCUCGACCAAGAUGACGAUGAUGUCACCAGCCAGCAAGAGCCGAGCAACACCACCCCGGCUGUUCCUAUGCAUGUGAUUUUCAAACUUCUAGCCUUCACCUUCGCCAUGGUAAUCGUGCCCAUCGGGUCCUACUUCGUGUCGGUGAACACCAUAUUUAGAGGCAAUUCCACCUAUGCCGGCGGCCUAGCAGCCAUCAUGGCGAAUGUGGUCCUCGUGGGGUACGUGGUCGUCGCUAUGAAUGAAGACCAGUCAGAGCAGCUCGCGGCGAAGAAGAAAGAAGGCAAAAAGGAUUGAUCAUGCCGAUGUGGCCCAAGGACUUUCGAGCGGCUCGGGAAUGUUGUUUUCCUUCAACGAUGCCGCCCACUGGCAGCUCUCACAUGGGACAGAGAGGAUUUGACUGAAAUGGGAGAGCACUGCGAGGAUAUCUUAGGUACAAGAUAUUACUGGUAUCUACGCGCUUUGGGGUUCAAAAGUACUCUAACAGCAUGUCCCAGCAGCAUAUGCUAGAGAUGUUUAUCUAGCAGAUGGCAUAUCAUGUAUGCUAUUGACCCAAAUCGCCUCGACAUUGAAGCAUUCGAGACGAGAAUAUUAUAAGACACCUUACGAUCAUUUUCACUUAUCUUACUAUGGUCACUUGUGCAUUAAGAAAAGU